Molecule: messenger RNA, 2259 nt
Organism: Chaetomium fimeti
Lineage: Eukaryota; Fungi; Ascomycota; Sordariomycetes; Sordariales; Chaetomiaceae
Exons: 4
Coding region: 1-2259 (752 amino acids)
Biological process (GO): transmembrane transport
Cellular component (GO): membrane
Source: RefSeq, a predicted model, not a curated record
AUGGCGCGGACCAUCGCCGCCCUUCUGGCGCCAUCGUCAAUAGUUGCCGUGCUCGCUUUAAUCGGCACGAUCCUCCCUGCCGCGACACAGGCAGCGCAUGUGCAAUGGAUACGCUGUCCCGAUGGAAGUGGAGGCACGCAGGGGUUUGACGACCUCUGGCCGACAUCGACUACAGCGCGCCUCCUCCCUGAUCAAGACUCCGCCGGGGCAUCCGGAUUCGAGUUUAACGUCAGGGCCGAUUACGCGGGCGAGGCGACUUGUGCGGAGCUGCUGCAAGGUGACCCGCCAGAUAUGACUAUCAGUUUUGACGCCCUGACCUUGUCGGAGACAUAUGUCGUCCCUCCGUUGAACUGGACAUGCGUGCCAUUUUGGGACAGGCCUGCUGUCGAACAACAACAUCUAAAGAACCGGCAACCCGAAAUACGUCUAGUCGCGCAACACAAUCUCGGCAAACUUGGGUUGCUACCGGCAUUUUCGGUGCAGUUCAUCUUUUUUCUGGGCGCCCUCACACUCCGGUACCCCGGAUUCUACCAACCUGUCACGAGCCUGCUUCACUGGUCCGCACUGUUCAGCCCCAUCGGGCCGUUCGGUCAGGAGUGGAGGUAUGACGGAGUGGUAGACGGCAUUUAUGAGAUCAACGGUACACUCACAGGGUCGUACGGACUGGAACUGAUGUCGCAAAUCACGGGCGGGCCGGUGACUACGGACGUUUGGUGGAACAUGGUCGCCAUCGCAGCUAUCAUCACCGCUGUGGUUGCGGUGCUCCUGCUCUUUCACAGAGUCCUCUCACAGCAUGUUCCAUCACUCGAUUGGUUGGCAAUAGACAAAGACCUAGGCGGCGAGGGUCCAACAUCCGGCUCGGCCUUCGCCCGCGGGAUCUGGAGCGUGUUGCGGGUGAUUCUCAGCUACUUCCUAACCCCGAUCGUCGCCAUCUCGGCCUACCAGCUCGACAACAUUCUCUUGCCGGCGUACCACCUCGCCCUCGCUACGUUACUCAUUGUGCUAGUAAUCGUCGGCUUGACAUGGAUGUGGAAAAGCGCACCCUCGAACCAGCUAGGGGUCCUGCUUCUAGACCCCUCAAAACGGUAUCGCCGAGUCAGCACGGAUGACUCGGGUAGUGAUACCGAGUCGGAACGGCCGGCCAAGGCCAGGGACCUUUUUGCGGCCAUUUUCUUCUUGCUGGCCUUCAUCCGCGGGAUCACUGUUGGUGGGCUCCAGUUCUCACCACUCGCGCAGGUUAUCAUCCUGGCCGCAACUGAGCUGUCCCUGCUCGUCACCACUGCGGUUCUCCGGCCCAUGAGGUGGCAAAUAUUGGCUGUUUUUGCGGGGUCGGGCGUCGCAAGACUUAUGGUCGUUGCCCUCACGGCUGUCUUUCUCCCGGAGCUGAAUGCAAGCAUGUCGACAAGGAGCCGAGUGGGAAUAGCGAUUCUCGUAAUCCACGUCGCCGUUUUGGUGUUUGCGUGCACAGUGCCGGCCGGGGUCCGUAUUUCCAGUCUCAUUAGCAACACCAGGGCUCCUGCUGAUGAACCAGAGAUAUACGGUCUAAGUCAGCUCAGGCGGCGAAGCUACGCCCUUAAUGAUCUCUCGGUUCCUCCCCUCCGGGCUCCGGUACCAGCAAGGCCCUACGCUUCAGCUAGGACAAACUCUCCUACUUGCCAUCACGGUCACAGCCCAAGCGACGCAAGCAGCGUCUUCUACCACGACCGUACCUCAUCCCCCGACGCGUUGUAUCUCCGAGCGGUGCCCCAACACCAUUACUUCCGCCAACCACGGUCCUCAUCAUCCACCAGCCGAAGCCGCUCGCACGGCUCCUCUAGAAUCGCCCAAGGUCCCCCAUCAAGCCCGAGAACAUCAGGCUCGCAAUGGUCCUCAUCCCAAGGAGGCAGCUCUCCCACCGCCGUCAGAUCCUCCUCCAUCCUCACACCAGCAAAAGCCCAGCGCUCCGAGACCUCCAACUCCGAGGGCACUAUGGAGGAUACCUCCGAACCGCCGCUUAUCACACCGCACCACGGGGCGGACUACGCGUUCCGCGAGGCCGACCUGUACUACGGCCACGGUCGCCCGCGACGCACGGGCACCUUUGGCCCUGCUGCUGCCGCCGCGGUUACGCCAACGCCGCAGAGCCAGCCCUCGGCCGUUCGCCGUGUCGUGUCGGGCAUGCGAGACCAGCUGAUGGGCCGCAGGUCGGCGUCGGUAGAGAGGCGGGGCGGGCAUAAGGGGUUUGAGGUGAGGAGGCCGCCGAGGCCGCCGGGUUUGUGA